AUGCACCCGCUUCUCUUGGCUCUCCUCACCCCGCUCGCCCUCUCCGCCACACCACCGGGCGAAAAUGCCAUCCUCCUCUCCAACGUCCACGCCCUAAACCUGCGCGGAGACCGCCAAACCACCGCCCGCCGCGUUCCUGCGAUCCCCCAGCUCCACUGCGUUGGCCCAUCCAAAAUAUGUAAUCUCUACCACGUCGAGCAGAUGCACUGCACGAAUCUGGGGAAUGACGCAGAAGACGACAAGGAGGAUGUCCAAUGGGCCUGCAACGCAGCGUUGCCGCCGGAGUUCAAGCUGGGCGCUACGGAUGUCAUGUGUGAGGGUUACCGGGAUGCAGACGAUGAGUGGGUGCUGAAGGGCAGCUGUGGCGUGGAGUAUCGUUUGCUGCUUACGGCGAGGGGGCAUGAGAGGUAUGGCGAGAAGAUUGAAAGCUUGCAUCGGGAUUCUUCGUGGAGUGAGCUGGUGGGCUUCCUGGUUGUUCUGCUCACCUUUGGCGCGCUUUUUUACAUUGGGUGGUUGUUUAUUAGGGCUUGCCUCGGGGGAGAUCGAGAACAAGGAGGCGCAGGUGGUGGUAGAGGAGAUGAUGAUGAUGAUGAUGAUCCACCACCACCGUACACCUCGUAUCCCAAUAGCAGCAGCGGGCAACAUAAUCCCAGCGUGGAUCUCCACCUGGCCAGGAACAGACAUCGCAGCAGAGGUGGACAUGAUCCUGGACAAGGCAGUUCUUCGGCGCCGCUCGCAGCCACGUCAAGCAGUACAGGCUUUGGUUCGACCAGGCGUCGGUAA
Penicillium lagena is the source of this 783-nucleotide messenger RNA. Its product is annotated as DUF1183 domain protein. The coding region runs from base 1 to 783 and encodes 260 amino acids. Lineage: Eukaryota; Fungi; Ascomycota; Eurotiomycetes; Eurotiales; Aspergillaceae. Gene Ontology annotation, biological process: regulation of store-operated calcium entry. The transcript has a single exon. The record is from RefSeq and is a predicted model, not a curated record. Gene Ontology annotation, cellular component: endoplasmic reticulum membrane.